This is a messenger RNA of Phacochoerus africanus (Common warthog), 2042 nucleotides long. It is a transcript of the gene MRPS9, whose product is annotated as mitochondrial ribosomal protein S9. Gene Ontology annotation, cellular component: mitochondrial small ribosomal subunit; ribosome. The transcript has 11 exons. Gene Ontology annotation, molecular function: RNA binding; structural constituent of ribosome. Lineage: Eukaryota; Metazoa; Chordata; Mammalia; Artiodactyla; Suidae. The coding region runs from base 51 to 1244 and encodes 397 amino acids. Gene Ontology annotation, biological process: translation. The record is from RefSeq and is a predicted model, not a curated record.
CCCGCAAGUUCCGCCCCUGCGCCUUCCCAUCCCGUUCUACCGCGGCCAACAUGGCUGCUCCCUGUGUGUUUUGUGGUGCAGCCGUUUCCUAUCGAUUCUUUCUCGGGUGUAGGGUUAGCUUUGCCCGGGGACAAGGCCUCUGGAAAGCCGCAGCUCCUGAACUGCAGGCAGGUGCCAGAUGCCAGAUAUUAAGGCUGAGACACACUACUGUUGUGACAACAAAGAAAAAUGUUGCAGCCUCAAGACGUGAAACUUACACAGUGGAUUUUAUUAAAAAGCAGAUUGAAGAGUUCAAUAUAGGAAAGAGACACUUAGCCAACAUGAUGGGAGAAGAUCCAGAAACUUUUACCCAAGAGGAUAUUGAUAGAGCUAUCGCUUACCUUUUUCCCAGUGGUUUGUUUGAGAAGCGAGCCCGGCCAAUAAUGAAGCAUCCUGAAGAGAUUUUUCCAAAACAAAGAGCAAUCCAGUGGGGAGAAGAUGGCCGUCCAUUUCAUUUUCUCUUUUAUACUGGCAAACAGUCAUAUUAUUCGUUAAUGCAUGACACAUAUGGAAAGCUCCUAGAUGUAGAAAAACAUCACAACCAGUUGAGAGCCAAAGAUCUCUUGGCAGAAAAAACGAAAAUCUUAAAAGACCCGAUUGGCAGCAGAUGGCUGAUUAAGGAGGAACUGGAAGAAAUGUUAGUGGAAAAACUGUCAGAUCAAGAUUACGCACAGUUUAUUCGGCUACUGGAAAGAUUAUCGGCGUUGCCAUGUGGUGCCACUGAAGAAGACUUUGUGAACAGGUUCCGUCGGAGUAUACCUAUUCAAUCAAAAAAACAGCUGAUUGAGCCUUUGCAGUAUGACGAGCAAGGGAUGGCCUUCAGCAGAGGCGAAGGUAAAAGAAAGACGGCAAAGGCAGAAGUGGUUGUUUAUGGCCAAGGAAGUGGGAGAAUAGAAGUGAACGGAGUCGACUACCUGCUCUACUUCCCAGUGACGCAGGACAGAGAACAGCUGAUGUUCCCCCUCCACUUCCUUGACCGGCUUGGGAAGCACGACAUGACCUGCGCGGUGUCGGGGGGCGGGAGGUCGGCGCAGGCAGGGGCCGUCCGCUUGGCGAUGGCGAGAGCCUUGUGCAGCUUUGUCACUGAGGAUGAGGUCGAGUGGAUGAGACAAGCUGGACUACUAACCGCUGACCCCCGUGUCAGAGAACGGAAGAAGCCGGGCCAAGAGGGAGCCCGUAGGAAGUUCACCUGGAAGAAGCGCUAGGUGAUUUCAGCAGGAGAGGAGCGAGCAUCGCGAGAGCCUGCCUGGCACCUGGCGCACGCAUGGGAGAUGGCGCCCUCCGGCCCCGGCAGCACCACCAGACGUCGAAGCUGUGAGAGGAUUGGUUUUAAAAUACUACCUUGUAAAGGUGACCUUGAAAAAAAAAUUCUUUUUUAAUGUUUAGCUUUGUUAUGUUGCUUUAUUUUUAAAAGCUUUUCAGAAGAGAGUUCUAGAAGCACAACUCUUAGAAUCUUGGCAUGUUUGACCUGAAAGGAGCAUCAGCCAAACCUGGUCAAGAAAACCUCCUUUUGCAGACAAGAAGGCCCAGCCCCACAGAUCUGACCAGCCAGAGCUGCGCUGCUAAUUUAAUGACAGAGCUAGGCUUGAACUCGUUCCUUCUGUUCUCCUGUUUUCCCAGAGAACAGUUGUUACAGCGUUAUUUUUCAAAGCUGAGGGAUGAGAGUUCUUUUUCAGAAGAAUGAAAUAAGUGAAGCAUCUUUGUCAGAAGCUGGCCAAUCUGGAGUGGCCUGAGCUGCCAGGGGUCAAGUAGCAGAUUAAGAUAGCAGGCCCGUCCCCUCCCUGGCCCAGCAGCCACCAUUCUACUCUCUGUUUCUGUGAGUUUGACUUUUUUAAUUCUACGUAUAAGUGAUACCGUGCAGUGUUUGUCUUUCUUUGUCUGGCUUAUUUCACUUAGCAUAAGACUUCCAAAUCGAGUACAGACUUGCAGUUAGAGGAGGAAUCAGUUGAGGAUCUCGCUUUAUUUAGCAUGUCUGUGAAACCUUAAAAUACUUUCCAAAGUUC